AGGUAAGAGGAAAACGCAAAGGAGAAGUUAGCAGAUGCUGAUGGAGAUGGCGAGGAAAGCUAAGAAUAACGCGAAUGCGAAGAUGUCUCUGGAUGAUUACCUCCUUCUCCUCCAGUCUGGCUCCCACCUCCACCUCACCGUCAGCCAUCUCAAUCAGAUCAUCAGCAUGCACGGCUACAAGAAGAUCCACAAAGUUCACAAGAAGCUUCUGAGCGACGCCGUGAACUCACUGCAGCUGCUGAACCCGUGCCGCUCCACGCUUAGGGACUACAUCUCGCCGUUUGUGACGACGAAGAUGGAUGACGUCUUCGCCGACCUCAGCGAUCUCAACUGGCAAGACUGUUGCAUCACCUCCAUCCAAACCCUCAGUUCGUGGGAGGACCAGUCCCCUCCUCCCCCAAACGGCGCCGUCCGGUUCCAACACUACUCGCCGUCCACCGCAGCCCACAGCGUGAUCGUUUCUGCUCCCGGACCGACCAAGAAGAGAUCGGCGAGGAAGAGGAAGCGGACUGCUAAAGUGGCCGAUCUGGUAAAUCUCGCCUAAGCCUAGGGGUAUUUCCGUCUAUUAGCUUCGGACCGAUGAAAAUUCUGCUUUCUCACGAGUAGUGCGUGAAGAGGGUAUUUCGGUACUUCCGCAGGUGUAACUGGGUUCUUUUAGUUUUGGGCACUGGAUUUUCAUUACAAAAUUGAUUUGGUAUUUUACUUAGUUGUAAGAAUUUUAAUCACUAUGGUGUUCUUACAAGACCAACAAACUAAGUACACAUAACAUUGAAAUUGA
Molecule: messenger RNA, 778 nt
Organism: Rosa chinensis
Lineage: Eukaryota; Viridiplantae; Streptophyta; Magnoliopsida; Rosales; Rosaceae
Exons: 3
Coding region: 35-544 (169 amino acids)
Source: RefSeq, a predicted model, not a curated record